This is a messenger RNA of Closterium sp. NIES-65, 2490 nucleotides long. The record is from the annotation of a GenBank genome assembly. NCBI's taxonomy places the organism in Eukaryota, Viridiplantae, Streptophyta, Zygnematophyceae, Desmidiales, Closteriaceae.
AUGGCUACCCCUACUGUCCUCGCUUUUGACGCUGAAGGUCGAGCCAUUGACUUUGACGUCUGGGUCGACGACCUGCAGCUAUUCUUACAGUGCGAUAGGGCAGACGGUCUCUCUCUCUUUGACCUCACCUCUGGCGCCUCUCUUGCCCCUACUGCUGAUGCUGACGCCGCUGUUCGCUCCCAGUGGGCCACGCGCGACGCUGCUGCACGUCUUGCUGUGCGUCGCCACCUGCCUACCACUGAGCGCGCGCAAUUUAGUCAGUACAAGAGUGCUCAGACCUUGUACGGCGUUGUAGUUGCGCGCUACUCUUCCCCUGCCACUGCUGCACUGAGCCGCCUCAUGCUACCGUACCUCUUCCCUGACCUUGCUGCCUUUCCCACUGUCGCUAACCUCAUUACGCACCUCCACACUAGUGACACUCGCUACCGCGCCGCGCUUCCUGCUGAGUUCUGCGCCAAGAACCCACCCCCCAUGUACAUCACUCUCUAUUAUAUAGUCACCCGCCUCCCUGACUCCCUUCGUGUAGUCAGGGACCACUUCCUCUCAGUCUGUCCCACCACUCUCACUGUUAACCUCCUAGAGAAGGCCCUCCUAGCAGUGGAGAAGAGCUUAGUCGCUGUAGGAGCCUCUCGUGGUGACCCUUGCACCCCCAUCUUUGAGGGGUGUUUCCCUUCCCCCUUUUUGCCCUCUGUCGCCUCUGCUGCUGCGGCCGACCUCGUUGGUCUUGAGUCGGUCGGUGCGGCAUCUGCCCCUAGCGGGAGACGCCGCUCUGGCAAUGGCAAGGGGGGCAAGGGCGUGGGUGGAGCUAGCGGGGGUGGUGGAGGUGGCGGUGGAGGCGGCGGAGGGAGUGGGGGUGGCGGUGGGAGUCGUGGCGGGGGUGGAGGUGUCGGUGGCAGCAGUGGAGGCAGAGGCGGCGGAGGCGGUAGCGGUGGGAGCGGAGGCGGCAGAGGUGGCGAGGGUGUAGGAGGCAGUGGUGGAGGAGGUGGAGCUGGUCGGGGUGGCGCUUCGCAGCGGAGCGGCUCCGAUGGUGGUGUAGCUAUCUAUGAUCUUGAAUUUGAUGCUAUCCUUGCUGCCAUGUAUGCUGUGACUAUUAGUGUGGAGGGUGACUGUUUCCAGUGUUUCCCGCCGGACCCGGGCAUUGAGACUGCUGCUCUAGGUACUGAUGAGGCUGCUGCUCUAGGUGCCAGUGCGUCUGCGUCCUCAGGUGCUGGUGAGUCUGCGCUCUCAGGUACCGCGUCGGCUUCGGCCUCCCUCACCGUCACACUUGACUCAGGGGCUUCUCGCUCCUUCUUUCGAGACCGCACCUCACUCACGCCGCUUGGUCGCUCGGUUGCAGUCUCCCUGGUAGACCCCUCUAAGGGCCCUGUCCUCUCUCACUUCUCUACUGUCCUCCCGUGUCCUGCUGCCCCCUCUGGCACCUUGUCUGGUCUUUACCUCCCCUCGUUCUCUACGAACUUGGUGAGUGGUGCUGACCUACAGGAUGCGGGGGUUCACCAGUUUACUCUUGCGAGUCAGCGGGUGACCCAGUGCUCGGACGCUUGCACAGGCAGGCACCUGGCCACGUUUACGCGUCGGCCGGGGUCGAGCCUCUACACCCUGACCACUGAGUCUCCUCCUGUCCCUGCGUCUGGCCAGGUAGCUGCGUCGGGUCAGGUGUUUGCUGCAGCGUCCAGGUCUGGUCCUGAGUCUACCCCCGGCUCGUGUCGCCUCCUCUCUCACAAGACUCACCUGUGGCACCAUCCUCUUGGUCACCCCUCCCUGCCUCGUCUCCGAGGCAUGGCUUCCCGUGUCCUUGUCUCUGGUCUUCCCCGGUCCCUCCCUCCCCUUCCUCCGGGGCCUGGUCCUUCCUGCACGCUUCACAUGGACGUGUGGGGCCCGGCCCGCGUCCGUGGACAGGGUCACGAGCGCUACUUCCUGCUGGUGGUUGACGACUACUCGCGUUACACCACAGUCUUCCCCUUGCGCAGCAAGGACGAUGUCACUGAGACAUUUACGCUUCCGGACUCUCCACAGCAAAAUGGGAUUGCUGAGCGCCGCAUUGGCAUGGUCAUGGACGUCGCUCGUACGUCCAUGAUGCAUGCGGCUGCCCCCCAUUUUCUGUGGUCGUUUGCGGUUCGCUGUCCCCUCGUGCUGCCUUGUGUCUUCCUCGGCUUCCCCCCUGACGCGCCAGGGUGGCAGUUCUACCACCCCUCCUCUUGUCGUGUUGUGUCCUCCCAGGACGUCACGUUUGAUGAGUCGGUCCCCUACUACCGUCUCUUCCCCUACCGCACUCCUUCCCUCCCCCCGCCUACGCUCUUCCUUGUGCCAGGUCCCCCCCCGGUAGACCCCCUCUCCCCUCAGGGUCCUGCCCCUUCAGGUGUGUCCCAGGUAGACGCACUCGAGCCGGUCGAGGUUGCUGGUGACUCUGGUACUGCUGCGGGUGCUGAGCCUAGGGGUGCUGACUCUGGGGGUGUUGCACAAGUGGGUGCUGAGCCUGGGGGAGCCGCGUAG